AUUGUGUCCAGUUCUGGUGAUGACGGUUCAGAGGGAUGAAAGAGUUAACCAGGGGGAGGGCGCUGUCACGGGGGGCGUAUGGUAUAAAAGCCCCUCCGGAGCGCACAACAAGAGCGGCGUGUGUCUUCACAGAAGUUGGCCGGUGCUGUUUGACUUCUUCCCUGCAGCAGGAGAGGCUCUGGUUGCGCUAACAAGCAGCAGACUGAUGGAUGCAAACCUUUGAAUGCACUUACCCCCGAGGACCAGGACCAGGACCAGGACCAGGACCAGGACCAGGACCAGGACCAGGACCAGGACCAGGAGCAGGAGCAGGAGCAGACCUUUUAACUACCUGUGUUUUCUGCAGUAAACUUUACUCUGAACGCGUGGCUCGUUGCAGAAUGUGGACAAUACAAGAAGUGCGCAAAGCGCCUGAAGUACCAGCGGGGAAAAGCGGAGUGUGAGGCUGGGAAUGCGGUGGGGUCAACACGGGACAACUCGGCUGCAACUUUCCUGAGCUCCGAGAGUUUGGCGAGUGCGCAACAAGAGCGGAAAGUGUUCCGGCUGCGCGCUGACGUCCCGCAGAGUUCGAUGUACUCGGAAGUACUUGGAAGAAGUGCGCAAGAACUUUUACUGUCACCGGUUUAAAUACAAUAAUAACCCAGCAUUUAUUGGACGUUUCAUCCACAAAGAUAAUCGGCUGGAUCUAAAUUAAUCCAGGCUGAAGCUUCACCCCCCUGCCCCCCCUCAUUCGCCCCUUUUCCCUUCACUUUUUGCAAUUCUGAUUCCCGAAGUGGCUCCGAAGUGGUGUUACGGCUCCUCAUCCCCGGCGGAUCCGGAGAUCGGAGUCUCUGCACCGGGAGGAGGCGGAGUCGGAGCUCCGGUCACAGCGCAAGCUCGCAAGAGCGGCCGCGUCAGGAGGAUGGUGCGGCUGACAGCAGAAGUGCUGCUCCUCCUGGGACUCCUUCUCCUCACCUUGCACAUCACGGUUCUGCGGAGCACUCCGCUGCCGCAGGGCAACGUCAGCCUGAGCCUGGACCAGGACCAGGAUACGGCACUUACAGAGAACAACAUAAAUGUAAAGAGCAGCUCCUCUGUCCAGCUGGCCCCUGAGGACAGGAGGUCUGGUCCAGAACACCGUUUGGCCUUACCCUGGGCAAAAGGCGGCAACGUACACAGGGACGGCCCCGGCACCUUCAUCUUGGAUCUGCACAACUUCCCGGACCUCUCCAAGGCCGAUAUCAACGGACAGAAUCCCAACAUCCAGGUGACGAUCGAGGUGGUGGAUGGAAUAGACGUCCAUGAACAGGACAAAGGUCUCCGCAAGGAAACCAAACCCAACUGGGCUUCUACCAACUGGAGGAACUGGUGGCAUCGCACGUCGUCGCCCACUCACCACACAGAGGAGCGUGAUCGCACAUACCAGGGCAACGGCGAGGAUAGCAACUUCCUGCGCCCACCUUCUGACUGGGACAGGAGGGGACGAACAGACACGGGAAGCAAAGCUCAAGCCGAAUACGACUACAUGGAUGGAGAGGGGGACUGGAGUAGCUGGUCAGCGUGCAGUGUGACCUGUGGGAACGGGAAUCAGAAGAGGACCAGGUCAUGCGGUUACGCUUGCACGGCUACAGAGUCCAGGACUUGUGAUAUGCCCAACUGUCCAGGUAUCGAGGAUGCCUUCAAGACAGCAGCUACUGAGGUUAGCCUGCUUGCUGGAACUGACGAGUUCAAUGCGACUGAACUCUUUGGUGUUGACACGGACAGUUGUGAGAGAUGGAUGAAUUGUAAGAGCGACUUCCUCAAGAAGUACAUGACCAAGGUAGCCAACGAUCUUCCCAGCUGCCCCUGCUCUUACCCCACUGAGGUGGCGUACAGCACGGCAGACGUACAUGACCCUCUCACACGCAGAGACUUCCGCUGGAAAGAUGCCAGUGGCCCCAAAGAGAAGCUGGAGAUCUACAAGCCCACCGCCCGCUAUUGCAUCCGCUCCAUGCUAACGCUGCAAUCCACCACAUUGGCUGCGCAGCACUGCUGCUACGAUGACAACAUGAAGCUAAUAACUCGCGGCAAAGGGGCCGGAACGCCCAACCUGAUUAGCACAGAGUUCUCUGCGGACCUGCACUAUAAAGUGGACAUCCUGCCCUGGAUCAUCUGCAAAGGGGACUGGAGCCGCUACAACCAGGCCCGGCCACCAAACAACGGGCAGAAAUGUCCGGACAACCCUCAGGAUGAGGACUAUUACAAACAGUUCGAAGAAGCAAGGGAAUUCUAGCUCAGUGUAGCGUGAGACGAAAAACAACGCACUGCUUACAUUUUCAGCUAAACCUCAAAAACGGAGCUGAAACCAUUCUUUUUUUCAUGUUUAUGGUAAAGUAACAAAACAACUGUACGUCUCUGGGGAACUUGCUCUUCUCAACCAUGAGGAACAAAUCUCUACACAGUGGAACCCCUCAGCUUGCCAACAAUGAACUUUUAUUGACUUAAGUAAAAAAAAAGAACACUCAACAUUGCUUUAUUUGGAUUUUUAAGCAUGUUUUUUGUUUGUUUUUACAAAAAAAUGCCAGCAAUGUGUUAACAAUUUAGAUUUGGUCACCAAAGGGAAAAUCAACUUUCUAUUCUUAAAAGGGAAAUCUCUGUUCUGACAGUGUGUUUGACCCAUUAGAUUUCUUGUACUGAAUAAAUGUUAGAGGCCUGUGAUUUUAGAACAGUGAGAUCUUCCCUUGAGUGGGUGAGGAGGGGGAGGGGGUUGGGGUUGGGUCAGAGGACAGGGUACGAAUCUUCUCUCUUUUUUUCCCCCCCUACUUUUUAGAUUGUGUCAAUCUCACGACAUCCUGCAUAUUGUAAAUAUCCAUGCUGUCAUGAGAUUGAAAACAAGAGUUUGUUUAUUUCGCGUGAAAAUCGUUACCAAACGUGUGCCUCUGAAGCUGAACAUUGUAAAAAGCCUGCAAUAUUUUUGUAAAGUAUUUAUUAAGCUGUAGCUGUGUCUGCGUUGGGUGAUUACGACUGUGGUUUCUGAUUCACAUACUGUACUGUGGGACUGAAUGCUAACUUGAGAUUCCUAACUGGCUCAAACUUUGUUUUUGCCGUUAUUGUGCAUAUUUCUACGUCUCAAGUUGGUCGUAAUAGACAGUGAUGAAUGUGUGAACUCAACUGUACGGGAGGGUUUUCCAAAUAUAAGUGUAUAAUUAAAAUUUGAAAAUGCCAACAAGUGUUUUGCUAAAAGAAUAUGUAUGUAUGAUGAGUAUGUAUGGUGCUCAUGGUUUAAGGUAGUUUCCUUAAAAAAAUAAACCAUAGAGAAUAAAAA
Molecule: messenger RNA, 3283 nt
Organism: Cynoglossus semilaevis (tongue sole)
Lineage: Eukaryota; Metazoa; Chordata; Actinopteri; Pleuronectiformes; Cynoglossidae
Gene: ism1
Product: isthmin 1
Exons: 6
Coding region: 902-2251 (449 amino acids)
Biological process (GO): negative regulation of angiogenesis
Source: RefSeq, a predicted model, not a curated record